This is a messenger RNA of Prorocentrum cordatum, 3969 nucleotides long. The record is from the annotation of a GenBank genome assembly. NCBI's taxonomy places the organism in Eukaryota, Dinophyceae, Prorocentrales, Prorocentraceae.
GUUGCGCUGGACACUGUCGCUGUGAUGCUGCCAGGCGCCUCGCAACUACUCGGCAAAGAGUGCCACCAGCUGGGGAAGAUGAAAAAGCAGAACCUCACGCCAGAUCAUUUCGGCCUCUGUGUUCGGGCCUUGCACUUGCCGCUGAACCGCACGCCCAGCCUGGGCGUCAAGAGCCAUCGGUUGUUAGAAAUGGGUUGCCAGGUGAUUCAGCAGCGCCAGAUGGACGGUCUCGUCGACACACUUCGGAGAUGCGGCGCGGCCUUGCGGAGUCCUAGUGCUCGUGCCGAGGAGAGGCUUGCACACGUUACGCAUUGCCACAUGUGGGAUGAGGUCCAGCUGAAUUUCAAGAGCCGCGAGUCGUUCAAGAAUGCGCGGAAGCGGCUCAAAGCAGUUUCUCAUCAGACGCUUGUGCAGCGAGGCCAGUACCACUUCACGCUCGGCGCCAGCCACGACGGGGAGUGGAACGCGAUCACAGUUUCGGAGGAGUGGAUUUGUCGACCUCGGGUGGGGGAGGGCACACCGGCUGACGCGAUCGACCCUGCAAUCAUGGCCACAAUCCCAGACCUGCACAGAUACGACAGCCACGCGAAGAUGGCCAAUUUCUUGAAAGACGUGGGCAGCAUGACGUUCCAGCCGAUGUGCGAUCGAGCUAGUGGCAACGUGCUGUUCUUGAAGAGGCAGUGUUUUUUUUGGGGGGGGGAGAAUGUUCUACUCUUGAACCCAGACACUCAGAACCUACUGCUGUUCAUCGAGACGUGCGGGGUCCACGGCCAUCAUCGGGCCAAGCUCCAAGUGCGGGGGCUCAAGCCGCACACGAUGAUGCAGUAUUGUAUCUCGAAGCUCUACAGGUUGCAGACGACGUAUGUGAAGAUGACAUCUUGGAUCGAGGCGCGAAUAUCGAGAAUUCGACGUGUGCGACGAGAACCCCCUCGACCUGAUACAUGCCUGACCUUGGCAACCGUGUGCGAGAUCCUGUACGGCCUCUCAUCCAAGCAGCACCUUCGGAAGGACGGCAAGCAUUCGAGGCGGUACAUGGACCUCCAGGCGGCGAUCGGCAUGUUCAACGGGAGCCUCAAUGAUGAGAUUGUGCACUACUGCUGGAACCCAGAGACAGAGUUGCCCUGCUGCGCGAACCAGACAGAGACUGCGGACAAGGCUGUGCGUGCGGCGGUGGACUCUAUGUUUGGGACUGCCGACCCCAUUCCAGGGGAAAGCACUUGGACCCGCGCAUUGCCGAAUUUCAGGCGUACGCUGUGCCGACGGUGUCUUUUUCGUUUAGGCCUUGACUGCUUCGCACUCCAGCCGCCAAAGGACCACUCCGAUUUCGUUGACAUGAGCCUGGGCGAGGCGUCGGAAAAGCUGCGGGAGCUACUGCGCGGCGCGAGGAUCAAGAAGGUCAGGGGGUACUACGACGACGACUCGACGUUCCACGAUCUUGCCGUGCUGACCGCGUCAGUCAGCGUUUUUGAUAAGCACUUGUUGUACCCGCUGCUCGGGGACCAGCCGACUCAGGACUCUGACGACGGCGAGCCGAAGUUCUCCAAGGUGGGCAUGUUGGUGGACCAGAGGAGGUCGCUCAUCGGCAAGUGCUUGCAGGAGCUCGAGUUGCCGUGGGCGCUGCUCGACGCUGUGGGCGCCCCCGUGAAUGACGAGGCAUUCAUGCGCAGGUCGAGGGGUGUGAUCUUGCGCUUGGCUACCAGCGCCUUCAGGCGCUACGAGGUGAAGUACAGCACGUGGCCGUACAAGCUCUACGCCCUCGUCGACUCGGGGGCCUCCGACGAGAUGAAGGACCAGGUGGUGCGCGAGCUGCUGAGCGCACCGAGGAGGGGGCUGGACGUCUACAGCUACGGCAUCCGAAGGAAGUUCGGCACGAGGUCGCUGCUGCUUAGCUCGCAGUGCCGCUCGGUCCUCGCGGCCGACUUCGACCGCCACCCCUACGACAUAGCCAACAUUGAGCGCUCGAACUCGCAGCUGGCACAAUACCACACGCGGAGGGCCCCAGGGAGGAGCUCAGUGCACGUGGUCCGCGAACAGAUGAUGCGCGAGGCCUUGCACGUGCAUCUCGCUCGAGGCGGCGUCGAUCCAGUGUCGUCGAAGCGGUCGAAGAUGCAGGGCCCGUCGCCGUCGGAGACCAUGCAGCUGAUGCCUCGCAUCUGCGACGACGGCUGCACCAGUGGCCCCAUGCGGUUCGCCCUGGCCGACGCGCCCGACACGCGGCUGGCGCUGGCGAUCGAGUGGCCUUCGUCGAGCUCCUCGCCAGCUGCGGCCGAAGCCGUGGCCGCGAGCGACCAGGACGUCUUCCUCGCCCCAGUGGUCGCAGAGCGGCCUGACCCCUCGACGCUGGUGACGGCGCCAGCUCGGGCAGCAGGCGGUCGCGGUGGAACUCAGCCGUGCCGCAGAGGACUCAACCCGUACAUGCUGGCCUUUAACAAGUGCGUGCACGCUGCCAGGCAGUCCAAGGGGAGACGGUUGUCAACCGCAGAGUACAAUGCAGUCGUGGAGGGCUUCAAGGGGCGAUGGGGGAAGAUGACAGAUGAGGGCAGGCUUUCCGUCGAACGUGAUCUGUAUGAGGAUUGGAUGGGAGGCCCGCCAGAUGGCGACGCCGAUCGGGUCAUGAAGCCCAACACUUCGGUGAACUACGAGGCGUUUAAGGAGUACAGCUUCUGGGGGUACGGUCGCCAAGCGCGGAACCACGAUCGACAGUCGCUCGCCAAUCCCGCGAAGUUCGCUAACGUUGAGAAGAAUAUCCACGCCCGCAUCAGGUCGUUUGGCAAGGAGGUCGCAGACGAGGGCACGGAGCUCAUCAUGAUUGAAGGCGCUAGCUUGACCCCGCCGCACAGCAAAGUGAGAUACGCAUGCUUCAUCACGGGCACGUGCCACAGCCCCCAGGUGUUCGACGUCACUAAGUGCAAGUUCUAUUUCGAGGACGAUGGCAUCGACUCCUCGGCUCCUGAACUUCCGCUGCCUUUUCUAGUGGGUAUAGCUGUGAGGGCUUGCAGGGUGUCAGAGAAGUUCGUCGUGCUGGACUGCCAGACGUCUGACGAGUUCAUCUGGGAGCUUGUCAGUUCCAUGCGCGCGGCGUCUCUGCACCACCUGGACUACAAGUGCGUGGGCUACGACGGGAGCCUGAUGUGGUCCGAGGUGCACGGCAUCAGGUUCGUUGCCGGGCUCUUCGGCGGCGACGCCUCGCGCCCCCCGAAGGCGCCAGCGCGCGCCAAGCGCAAGGCGCCCACCGACGGCCUCCUCAGGGGGAACCCCCUCGACGAGGACGGGCCCGCUGCUCCGAAGCGGAAGGCGACCUCAGGCCAGCCGCUGCCGUCUGCAGGCGAGGUCGCCCAGGUCGCCGACGAGGAGAUGCAGGUGCCAGGGCCCUCCGAGCUGGACGAGGCCUCCGCGGAGUCCGAUCUCUUCCAGGAGGGCGCCGACCAGGACCUCAGCUACGACGAGGGGGACGCGUCUGCCGUGGUCGAGCCUCCGCCGUCGGGCGCCGUCGGGGGCAUCUUGGCUGGGGCAGGCCCCGCAGGCGGCGAUGAGAAUGCGAGCGAGGGCGAGGACCUGACCGACAAGAACGCGGAGGGAGUGGUUGCUGCCGCGGAGGACGUUGGCCUGGUGAGCGCAGCGGAGAACCCCGACAUUGGAGGCCCAGCCAUGGGCGCCGCCCCGCCGUCACCAGAUCCAAUACGGGAGUUGGACGGCCCGUCCGAGUUCGGCUACAUGAACUACCGUGGCCGCCUGGCUGGCCGCAUCGUUAGGGGCAAGACCAAGGGUGGAGUGCACGUGUGCUGCUACUUCCACACGUCGUGCAACCUGAUGAUCUCCGACAGGUUGUACCCAGGCGACGAGACGAUCAAGAAGUGGCUGUUCGAGGUGCCGCCGAACCCCGACCAUGCCACGAAGGACCAGAAGACUGAGCUGCGCCGCAAGCACCUCAGCAUGGCCAAGAGCAGGUGGCAGACGGCUCGCGGACAG